UUUUCUCCCAAGAUUGAAUGCAUGGAAAAUGCAGGAGAAAGCGUGAGCAUUCCAACGACCCGAAGAUCGCCCCAAUCCGACCGAUGAUGCCGAAGUUACAAGAAUUCCAAGAUUGGAAGUUCUAAUGACAAAUGCUAUACCUCGGGUAUCUCAUGGGUCUUAUAAUGGGGAUCUUGUGGUUAGAUGGUUGGGGAGAAAACUUUGACUUUUGGUUGGGGUGGCUUGGUUGCUACAAGCCAAAAUAUGCAAGUGUUGCAAAUGUUGCAACAUCUUGCCAAAUCCAAUCUCUUUGGAUUUGGCAUGCAACGACCAGCAGUUACGUUUUGAUUCAGUUCUCACUCUAGAGUUAAUCUUUUCACCUGAUUUAAAUUUCAGAUGACUCUAGACUUCUAGGCGCGUCCUUCCACCAAGCAGAUUGGCGUUUGGUUGAGUUGAGGCUCUGCUUAAUUCGUGCAAAGUAGGCCGAUCCUAUCAACAAGUGGUAUCAGAGCCAGUACCUAUCUUUGCGACGACGAAUCAUGGUCAUUUCUCAACCAAUGUCUACGAGUAGGACCUGUUUCGAGUAGCUCAGGUUGCGAGCUUUCCAACGAGCCUAUUUUCAGGUCUUUAUGCAAAGGCGUGUAUUCGUGGCGCCCCCACCUUCAUGGACCAAUCAGCAAGGAGGCAAAAGGAGUGGGGGAGUUAUGGGAGCUGGUGGAGAGGAGGACGAGGAGGAGAAAGGCGGCAAAGUGGGUGAGCGGCGGCCCGGUUUCUUCUUCUUUGUGAACGAGGGUGCUGCGGAUCCAGCAAUGGCUGCCAAGGUUCUUCUACAUCCGCUAUCUCAUUGGGUCAUUGAUUCUGGAAGCUCCUGGCACAUGACUCCUCGUGUGGACCUGCUUGAUGAGAUUCAGCCAGCACCAAUCGCUACUGUCACAUCCGCUACAGGAGCCAAGGCUAAAGUGAUGGGCAUGGGGCGUGCCAUGUUUGUGGGUGCGGAUGGCGAGUUGGUGGGCUUGAAGGAGGUGCUUUGGGUACCAGAUUUGUGCGCGAAUCUGAUUUCCACCGGCCGUUUGGGAGAUGCGGGCGUGAACACUGAAACCAUCGGCUCAGAGCGCUAUCGUGCUUAUAAGGAGAGCCGACUCAUUUGGGACCUGCAGCGUAAUGGGGGAGUCCACCGGCGCAUGUGGCAGAUUCCCGUGCUCCCAUGGCCUAAAGGGAAUGAGCCAGCAGCAGCAGCAGCAGUUGAAGGAGCCAUGGAUGAUGAAGAUCAUGAGGAGUGUGAUGAGGGGCUGAUUGCGGCGGCUGGAGCAAGUGCGGCUGUCAAGGCAUCGGCAACCUCUGGACAAGCCUCUUGGGAGACAUGGCAUAGACGUCUUGCACAUGUGGCUGUUUCUACAUUGGAGGUGAUGGCGAGAGAGCAGAGUGUGCAAGGGCUUCGUCUGCAUGGAGGCAAUGCUGAUUCUCGUGACUGCGAGGUGUGCAUGCAAAGUAAAUUUGCACGUUUUCCGUUUCAUAGAGUGGAUGGUUCUGCCAAGGCACCAUUGGAAGUGGUGCAUAUGGAUCUGGUGGGUCCGAUGCGGACUGAGGGCAUUGGUGGAGCCAUGUAUUUCCUAACUCUGGUGGAUGACUGGAGCAGAUUUACAUGGGCGCGACCUUUGUCAAAGAAGAGUGAUGCGGCAGCGGCAAUCAAGGAGGAUUGGUUGCCAAUGGUUGAAAGGCAGUCUCAACGGUUGGUGAAGGUGCUGAGGAGUGAUCGUGGUGGCGAGUUCCUAGGAGCAGAUUUCACUGCUUGGCUCAAGAAGAACGGCAUUCGACACCAACUGACCUGCCCUGGAACACCACAGCAAAAUGGCAUUGCUGAACGAGCCAACAGAACCAUUGGCGAGGCGGCCAAGGCAUUGUUGAGGGAUGCUGGACUUCCCUACAAGUUCUGGCCUGAAGCUGUUCGCCAAGUGGUGACUGUCAAAAACAGAGUCUUGACGCAUGUUGGCGAGCAGCAUUGGGUGCCCUAUGAGCGUUGGCUUGGGAAGAAGCCGCUUGUAGAUAUGCUGCGGGUGUGGGGCUGCAUGGGGCUUGUGAUGGUGCCAAAGGAGCAAAGGCACAAGCUUGAGGUUGCUACAGUGUGGGCCGUCCAUCUUGGGAUGGCCCCCGACUCCAAAGGGUGGCUGAUGUGGGACCCGAGGAGUAAGAAGACCAUUGUGAGCCGCGACGUCAAGUUUGUGGAAAAUGUGAUGUACAACGACUGGCAGCAACAACAGCAAGUUCAGAUUGGACUGCGGCUGCAAGAGCUCCAGAGGUCAGCUGUGGAGGAGGUUCAGCCGCACCUUGAUGAUCGCCCUGGGUCAGAGCUGACCAGUGACCACAGUGGUGGUGUCGAGCAGCCCACUGUUGGAGAUGAGCCUGAGGAGGGGCUCGAGGAUGAGUCAACGCGUGUGGACUCACCAUCAGUGCCUAUGACUUCUCCACCAGCUAGGGUCACUAAGAGGAGUGCACAGCGAGGCGCGUCAACGCAAAUGCAGCAGAGUACAACUCGUGAGAAGAGGGCAGCAGCGCCACCUUCAAGGCUAGGGUAUAGCCGCUUGGGAGGACCUAAGCAAGGUGCGAUGGCGGUUCAGGCGGAUGAGAGUGAUAAUGAGGAGAGUGCUUUCUGCUUCUUCACCACUCUACCUAGUGAUCCAGCCACACUACAUGAGGCAUGGACUGGCCCUCUGAAGGCAAAAUGGAAGCCUUCAACUGAUGAGGAGUUCAACAGUCUCAUUGAGAAUGAGACAUGGGAUCUUGUGAAUCUACCAAAGGGGCGACGAGCCAUCGGCAAUAAGUGGGUCUUUAGGACUAAGACCGGAGCUGAUGGUGAAGUGGAGCGGUACAAGAGCCGUUUGGUUGCCAAAGGGUUUGAGCAGAAGGAGAAGGAGGAUUACAAGGAAGUGUUUGCACCUGUUGCUAAAACAGGAACCUUGAAGACCUUGCUGGCCAUUGCUGCUGUGAAAGGUUGGAGUGUGAAGCAGAUGGAUAUCAUCACUGCAUUCCUGAAUGGGGUGGUGGUGGAAGACAUAUAUAUGGAGCAGCCAGUUGGAUAUGAAGAUGGGACUGGCAGAGUGUGCAAGCUUAAGAAGGCAAUCUAUGGACUUAAGCAAGCUCCAAGGUGCUGGUAUGAGAAGCUAGCGGAAGUGCUCCUUGCUAGAGGCUUCAACACCUCUCAAGCUGACCACAGCUUGUUUCUGCUUGGUGAGGGGGAGCAGCAGUUGUGCUUGCUUAUCUAUGUAGAUGACAUCUUGCUGUUCUCCCCAUCCAUGGAGCAGAUUGAGAGGACCCAAAAGCUGUUGAUGGACAGCUUCAAGUGCAAGAUGCUUGGGGAUGUGCAUUACUACUUGGGGCUGCAGAUUGAGAGGGAUGUGGAAAAGAGGUGGCUGAAGAUGCACCAGCACAAGUACAUCUUUGGAGUGGUGCAGCGGUAUGGCAUUCUUGAGGGUCGUACUGUGAGGACACCUCUCCCUGCAGACUUCAAGCUGAGGAAGGCCACUGAAAACGAUGUGGUACUUGAGGAGGAGGAGAUGAAGGAGUACCAUUCUCUGAUCGGGAGUGUCAUGUAUGCAGCAGUGCAGACAAGACUCGAUGCUUCUUUUGGAGUGGGUCAGCUUGCGAGGGUUGUGCAACAACCCACUGCUGAACACUUGGAGGUUGCAAGGAGAAUGGUACGCUACCUUGGAUCUACAACAUCUGCUGGAGUUCAGUUUUCUAUGGCUGGACAACUGAAGCAACCUGGAGCUGAAGGGGUGAAGCCCGGAUCUUUGAAGCUUACAUGCUUUACCGAUGCAACAUGGGCCUUGGAGGAUGAAGACUGCUCAUCCAUUGGAGGCUUUGUUUGCAUGAUUGGAGGAGGUCCAGUAAGCUGGAGGUCAAAGAAACAAAGUGAGAUCGCUCAGUCUUCAGCAGAGGCGGAAUAUAUGGCUUUGCACCAUGGAAUUAAGGAGAUCGUGUCCCUGCGGAAGCUGUUGGAAGAUAUUGGCGAGAAGCAGGAUGGCCCUACGCCACUAUUCACAGACAGCAAGGGUGCUAUUGGGAUGGCCACUAAUCCGAUCCUGAAUGGCCUCAAUAAGCACAUGAAAAUCAAGUGGCACUGGGUGCGGCAGAUGGUGAAGGAAGGGGUUGUGGAACUUCACCAUGUGAAGGCAAGCAAGCAGGCGGCUGAUUUCCUAACGAAGCGUCUUCCUGAAGAUGCACACUGGAAAUGUGCUAAGAUGUGUGGAAUGGCAUUGCACUAGAUGUUCCAAUAUAUGAAUGUGAUGGCAUGGGCCUGGUUGGAUGAAAGAUCAUUUCCACAUGCAUGUGUGUGCAUUCCAUUAGUCUGAGGGGGAGUUUGUUAAUUGCACAUCAGCAUGAGUGCAUAUCAUCCUAAUAUCCUACCGUAUGAUCAUCUCAUUCGUGCAUGCAUGUGUGCAUGAGCAUAUAUCACAUUGCUCGCCAUCUUCGAUAUUCUCAUCAUCCUGAUUUUCUCCCAAGAUUGAAUGCAUGGAAAAUGCAGGAGAAAGCGUGAGCAUUCCAACGACCCCAAGAUCGCCCCAAUCCGACCGAUGAUGCCGAAGUUACAAGAAUUCCAAGAUUGGAAGUUCUAAUGACAAAUGCUAUACCUCGGGUAUCUCAUGGGUCUUAUAAUGGGGAUCUUGUGGUUAGAUGGUUGGGGAGAAAACUUUGACUUUUGGUUGGGGUGGCUUGGUUGCUACAAGCCAAAAUAUGCAAGUGUUGCAAAUGUUGCAACAUCUUGCCAAAUCCAAUCUCUUUGGAUUUGGCAUGUGUCCUCACAUG
Closterium sp. NIES-67 is the source of this 4782-nucleotide messenger RNA. The record is from the annotation of a GenBank genome assembly. Lineage: Eukaryota; Viridiplantae; Streptophyta; Zygnematophyceae; Desmidiales; Closteriaceae.